AGUUCCGGGUUUGGUCAUUUCCGGUCAGGAAGUUAUCGGUUCAAAACAGUUGUUAGCUCGUCGUAGAAAUAUUUUGCGACUUUCAAUGAGUGUCACGUUAAUUACGUUAUAGACUUUUUCCGCUUCCUGUUAUUAACUAACCUCUGUAACCAUGGAGACACCAGAGCCCGGGCCAGCGGAUGGAGAGGAGCGUCUGGUGGAGCUGCGACCUCGGACACGCUCCAACCCUGAAGGGGCUGAGGACCGCCGCAGCAGCACCGGCAGCCUGGGCGGGAACAGCAACCCGAACAUUUCUCAGCCUGCGGUGGGCAGUCGGGUGGAGGGGGAGGGCGAGGCGUCGACCAGCGACAGUCCUCCGAGCUCGACCACCACGACUGUCUCAACAGCCGCAGCCCAGACCGUGGUUCCUCCUGCGGCUGCAGUGGCGGCUGCAGCCGGUCCCGCGGCGCCCCUGUCCACCGUAGCUGCUGCAGCCAAAGAGAGGCCGAAGCCCACACAGCAGCAGCCCGCGCUGACGGCCUCCGUCCCUCCACCAGCUGAGUACCAGCUCCGUGUCCCCCGUGUCAACUGCCCAGAGAAAGUGAUUAUCUGCUUAGACCUUUCUGAAGAGAUGUCAUUGCCGAAGCUAGAAUCUUUUAAUGGGUCUAAAGCAAAUGCCCUGAACAUUUCUCAGAAGAUGAUCGAGAUGUUUGUCAGAACUAAACACAAGAUCGACAAAAGGCACGAGUUUGCCCUGGUUGUAGUCAAUGAUGAUGCCCUAUGGUUGUCAGGCUUCACGUCUGACCCCAGGGAGCUGUGCAGCUGUCUCUACGAUCUGGAGACUAACAUGUGCGAGUCCUUCAUAGACCUGGAAGAUCUUCUUAAUGUGAUCCGCCAGAAGAUCGAGCUUCCGUUGAUGGAGAAUGUUCAGACCAUCCCGCCUCCUUACGUGGUGCGGACCGUGCUCAUCUACAGCCGACAAGCGGGACAGCUUCAGUUCAACCCUUCUGAGGCUGUGAGUAAAAUGCUCCAGUCUCCAUAUUUUUUCUUUGAUGUGGUCUAUCUGCACAACGGGGUGGAGGAGCAGGGCGAAGACACAAGCUGGAGGGACAACUACACCUCUUUCUGCAACCUGGACUCGAAGGGCGUGUGCUAUCACUUUGAGGUUUCCCUGAGCGGACCGGCCAUCGAGCUGCACAACUGCAUGGCCAAACUUCUGGCUCACCCCUUACAGAGACCCUUCCAGAGUCAUGCGUCGUACAGUCUGCUUGAGGGGGACGAUCCCCAGGACAUUGAGGCAACAGUCUGAAAAACGGGACGCACUCACAAAGCACUGCUUCUCUGUGAAAUGUACACACUGUAGCUCAACAGAAAAGGGCCUGGGGGAGUGUUUCCAAGUACAAGUCAUACUGAAGGUAGUUUCCCAUUUCCUGUGACAGAGCAAGUCACCAAGUAGGUGACUAUCAACACCAUCAUGGUGUUACAGUAAAUUAGUCAUUUAUUGUUCUACGGUGGGGAAAUGAUAAAACAAUCUUGUUGUUAGCGGGAAAAAAUCUGAGUUGUCUGGAGGUAUCCUGGGGAUGAACAGGAUGUCAGAGAUUCCAGGAGAUGGACAUGAGUCAAAAGAGAAGAUUAGGAAAGAAUAAAUAAGUAAAAUAGAAGCAUACAACUUUCUCAAACACAUACUCCCUUACUGUUUGUUUUUCUAAUAAUGAUGAACUGAAUCAUGGAGGCUACAACUUCUGUAAUAUUUCCUUCCCCUUGUUAGUUUGUAAUUUUUCCACCUUUUGUUGCCUUUUUUUAAAUCUAUUUUUAUUUUAUUUUACAUGGGGUUGCUUUUAAUAAGUGUUCACGUGUCACUCCUGUAUGUUACACAGACAGUGAAAGUAUGUACAGUAAUAUAAAUGUGGCCUCGUUUGAUUUAGAUCGUUUUCCCCUUGAAGGAUCUCUGUGGCUUCAGUGGGUAAAUAGUGAAAAGGGCCCUGGCUCAGUCCGCCUGGCUGCACUUGAAACACGUUGUAUAGAUGAGCUUUUUGAAACUGUUCCUGGAUAUUAAACAAAAAAGACGUGUUGAAUCAUA
Molecule: messenger RNA, 2059 nt
Organism: Hippoglossus stenolepis (Pacific halibut)
Lineage: Eukaryota; Metazoa; Chordata; Actinopteri; Pleuronectiformes; Pleuronectidae
Gene: babam1
Product: BRISC and BRCA1 A complex member 1
Exons: 9
Coding region: 152-1288 (378 amino acids)
Biological process (GO): positive regulation of DNA repair; double-strand break repair; protein K63-linked deubiquitination
Cellular component (GO): BRISC complex; nuclear body; BRCA1-A complex
Source: RefSeq, a predicted model, not a curated record